GAGCUGGCGCAGAUGUACCAGGUGCCGCGCCUCGAGCUGCUCUGCGCGCAGGCGCUGCAGGAGAGCGUCGCGCCGGCGACCGCCGUGCCGCUGCUCGAGGCGGCGCACGCGACGGGCGACGGGCGGCUCCUCGCGCAGUGCCGCCGCUUCGUGGCCGACCACGCCGCCGAGGUGCGGGCGAGCGGCGGCGUGGAGCAGCUGCGCGACUUUGGCGUGGCCAAGGGGCUGCUCGGCGACGCGCUCGACCAGGUGGCGGAGCUCAAGGGCGCGAUGCGCGCGCUCCGCGUCGCGGAGAGCUGAGAGCGCCCGAUCGAGUACCGGAGCAGUGUGACAGCGCAGCGCGCCGAGUACAGGGAGCGCGCUCCCGCGCA
This is a messenger RNA of Emiliania huxleyi CCMP1516, 371 nucleotides long. RefSeq lists its product as hypothetical. The transcript has a single exon. The record is from RefSeq and is a predicted model, not a curated record. The coding region runs from base 13 to 300 and encodes 95 amino acids. NCBI's taxonomy places the organism in Eukaryota, Haptophyta, Isochrysidales, Noelaerhabdaceae.